AUGACCAACCUGCUAUUUUUGGAUUUUCAUGGUGGAAACUAUCAAGAAUGUUUGGAUCUUUUUCCUCGAGGGAUUCAAUCUUUUCCAACUGAUCUAAGAUAUAUUUCUUGGAUGAGUUACCCUCUAAAAUCAUUGCCAAAGAAGUUUUCUGCGGAGAAUCUUGUUAUAUUUGACUUGUCAUUUAGCCAAGUAGAAAAGCUUUGGUAUGGAGUGAAGGAUCUAGUUAAUUUACAAGAAUUUAGACUCUUUGAUUCACGAUCCUUGAAGGAGUUGCCAGACCUUUCAAAAGCUACAAAUCUUAAAGUAUUGAAUAUCACACAAGCUCCAUUGUUGAAAAACGUCGAUCCAUCUGUUUUAUCUCUUGACAAUCUUGUCGAAUUGGAUCUAACUUGCUGUGAUAAUAAUUUAAGCUUCCUCUUUUAUCACCAACUGAAGAAAUUCAAAAAACUAAGGACAUUCUCAGAGAUAGCAUAUAAUAAAUUUCCAGGACAAGAUCUAACUAAGAGUUGGAUCAAUGAACUGCCAUUAUCUUUUGGAUCUCAAAGCACGCUAGAAACCCUGAUUUUCAAAGGCUGUAGAAUUGAGAGGAUACCUCCAAGCAUAAAAAAUCGUACUAGACUAAGAUAUAUAAACCUGACUUUUUGCAUCAAGCUUCGGACUAUACCAGAGCUUCCAUCAUCACUUGAAACUCUAUUGGCUGAAUGUGAAUCACUGAAGACUGUAUGGUUCCCUUUAACAGCUUCUGAACAGUUCAAGGAAAACAAGAAAAGGGUUCUGUUAUGGAAUUGUUUGAACCUGGAUAAACGUUCUCUUAUAAAUAUUGAGUUGAAUAUUCAAAUCAAUAUAAUGAAGUUUGCAUAUCAACAUUUAUCGACACUGGAACAUAACUAUGUUGAAAGUAAUGUUGAUUACAAACAAACGUUUGGUUCUUAUCAAGCAUUUUAUGUGUAUCCAGGAAGUACCGUUCCUGAGUGGUUGGCGUACAAAACAACACAGGAUGAUAUGAUUGUUGAUCUCUUUCCAAAUCAUCUCCCCCCUUUGUUGGGCUUUGUUUUUUGCUUCAUCCUUGCUGAGGAUUACCAACAUUGUGAACAAAUUGAGUUCAACAUCAGUACAAUUGAUGACAAGGAUGAUGAUGAAAAGGAUGGUGUCAGUAUUUACAUGAAUAGGACACCUCUCGGUAUUGCAUCAGAUCAUGUGUGCAUGAUACACGACCAACGAUGUUCUCGGUACCUAACUAGAGUAGCAAAGAAUCAUACAAGGUUUAAAAUCAAGGUUACAGCAAGGACAGAUACGAAUGUAAAGCUUAGAGAAAGACCAGAGUUGAUGCAUGGUUGUGGCAUUUCCAAUAUUCAAGGCAGGCGAAAAAGUGCAGCACAAGGGGAUUUUAGAAAUAAAGCUAUGAAACUCAGAUCACUGAAUUUUCUUUAUAUGAAACUGAAUGGAAAUUAA
Medicago truncatula (barrel medic) is the source of this 1452-nucleotide messenger RNA. Its product is annotated as disease resistance protein RML1A. Gene Ontology annotation, biological process: defense response. The record is from RefSeq and is a predicted model, not a curated record. The coding region runs from base 1 to 1452 and encodes 483 amino acids. NCBI's taxonomy places the organism in Eukaryota, Viridiplantae, Streptophyta, Magnoliopsida, Fabales, Fabaceae. The transcript has 3 exons.